This is a messenger RNA of Somion occarium, 2051 nucleotides long. NCBI's taxonomy places the organism in Eukaryota, Fungi, Basidiomycota, Agaricomycetes, Polyporales, Cerrenaceae. The record is from the annotation of a GenBank genome assembly.
AUUAUUCGUCCUCCUAACUCUUGUCUCCGUGUUCUUCAACUUUUCACAUAUGUCUCCCGCUUCACAAUUAAAGGAAGAACACAUAGCUAUAACAAUAAGACCCUACUACUCUCCAUUUCCGACAAGCCCUUUGAUGAAGAAGCCCGGAGCGCAAUGACCUACCUAAAGUAGCCAGUUCUCUGCCAAGUAGCGGUGAGUCUACCUGGAGAAAAAAUAGGACGUUUACCGCCUUAUCUACAAUAGCAAUACUGCAGGUUGCGUAAUGAUGUUUCCCGUGCCAAUGGGUCCUCCGCUUGUGAUAUCAAACGGGGAACUAUGUAGCGUUCUUCUCGUUGUUGUCUGGAGCUGAAGUGCCUUUUCGUUAUAGUUCUCAGAGGCUGGACGCGAGCAAUGGAACGCGGAUAUUUCGCCCUCAAUGCCACAUUCAACUUCCUUCUGUUGUGAUUCAGGAUCAUAAGGACACCUCCAGGUCAUUUUAUCAGCGGUGGCCUUUCUUCCCCCGGUGAUGGGACAUUGCACCCUUCCCAUCUACUGUCGGUACUUUACGUUCGGGGUGCAAAUGUCACCGUUUUGAAACACACACUGUUGCUUUGUUUUUGCUGACCCUCAUUGGCCUGGGCUGUACGGCCGUACCAUAAGACCCUGAGAAAAAUGCCCAAUAAGAGCGACUUAGGAGCGAAAGCCACCUUCCAUUCCGUAUACCCCCUUCGAAUUCGCCUCGGCCCUUUUGUGUGAACCGACAUGGUUUGAUGCUUCGUUUCAGCAGAUCUUCAGAUUCGACGUCGCGCCUUCAUUGGCAUUAUACCCUCAUUUUUUGAUCUCAUGUCUGGAAAGCUGCAGAUCAUACACUGCCGAAGUCACUACAGUGAACCUCUGCUCUUGAAGGCCGUUUUGCCGAUCUAUCACAGCAUCGCGUUCGGUGCGAUUCGUAAGCCCUUCUUUCUUUAUCUUUACUAUGGAAUAUCAUGCUGUUUUUCAUUCCGCUUUUAUCCGCGCUACCUAAAUUGACUUCUAUCUAUGAUCAUACGGGGCUGCCAUAAUGUGUUUGUAGCCAUUCGCAACUGCCCAAACAAAAAAAGUUAAUCCUUCGAACGCCCAUGCACACGAAUAUAUCAUGUUCGCUCCCCAGGAGGCUCUUACUUUACCCUCCAAAACUUCCCCACUCCCCAGUCAACGAGGGAUCUCAUCACGUCGCUGGGCCUGACAAAACUCCCUCACCUCAAAGCGCUGCGUUGUUCCGUCGCCGAGGUUGCUCUUCAUGCAAAAGCAGGGUGGCCUUAUAAUCGAUCCUUCUACGUCCAGGGACGCCUCGCGUCUACCAAUCCAGACUCCCGCUCCACACCUGUGCGCACUGCGCAUCAGUGCAUCGUUCCUUCGAUGUGUUGACGUUGUCCAUACGUUUUCACCGACGAUCAAGGAACUUUGCAUUAGCUGCCGUGCGCUAUCCUGCGCCACGGAAAUGCGAGAUGCAUUGCAACUGAUAGUUGAAUCCUGUCCCGGAUUGAACACCGUCUCUAUUGACAUCCUACAUGGUCUUCCCGAGCAAGCUGCCUGGGUAGACUGGUCACCGCUGCUGCGUUGCACCAACAUCCAACAAUUCUCGAUCACCUUCCCAGCCCCAAUAUCCAUGGCGGACCUUGGGAGUAAGCUGAGCAGCUGGCCCAAGAUCCGGGCUCUGAGCCUGAAUCCUCGUCCAGCUUGUCGGCAGUUUGGUCCCGAGGUUCCAGGGCCCGACUUCCUGAUUAACGUUGCCCAAGCAGCGCCAACGUUAUUGGAACUGCAUGUUAUGUUGGAUUUCCAUGAGAGAAUGGACCCACAUGAUAUUGCCGUCCUUCCGACUUGGGCUCCUUCGUUACGGGUAUUGGAUUUGGGCUAUUCUCAUGGACUGCACGAUGAACAUACGUUCCACGAUAUAAGGCAAUGCAUUAACAUUCUUUUCCCCGGUUGUUACUAUGAGGUGCAAGACUGUUCGCGCUGGGUUCAGCGUUUGUACGCAACUUGAUUAUGACGAGGGCGUCUUGUUCAACAGUAUUGCGAUCUUCAUUGACCUC